Messenger RNA from Micromonas pusilla CCMP1545, 1074 nucleotides. RefSeq lists its product as uncharacterized. The transcript is spliced from 2 exons. Gene Ontology annotation, molecular function: protein-folding chaperone binding. Gene Ontology annotation, cellular component: cytoplasm; nucleus. The coding region runs from base 1 to 1074 and encodes 357 amino acids. The record is from RefSeq and is a predicted model, not a curated record. NCBI's taxonomy places the organism in Eukaryota, Viridiplantae, Chlorophyta, Mamiellophyceae, Mamiellales, Mamiellaceae.
AUGUCCGACCCCGACCCGAAGCUCGUGUCCGACGCCAUGGAAGCGUUCGUGGACGAGGACUACGACGAAGCUCGAAAGCUCUACACGACGCUGAUCGAGCAGUCGCCCGAGCACGUCGCCGCGCACGUCCACCGAAGCGCCGUGAACUUGAAGCUCGAUCGCUUCGAAGACGCGCUGUCGGACGCGAUGAAAGCGCUGAGCUUGGACCACGAGAACCCGAAGGCGUACCUGCGGAAGGGCAUGGCGCUGUACGAGCUCGAGCGGUACGACCCGGCGAGGGCGGCGUUCACGAUCGGUCAGACGUUAGACCCGAAACACGCGGCGUUCAAGACGUGGAUCGCGCGCUGCGAGGAGCGCAUCUUAGAGGAGCGGCUCGCGGACGCGAAGCAGCGCGAGGGCCCGGACGCGACGAUUAAGGACGCGACGCGAGCGCCGAGGUACAAGCACCAGUGGUACCAGUCCGGGUCGCACGUCACCAUCGAGAUCAUGGCGAAAGGCGUCCCCGAGCAUGCGUCCUUCGUGGACGUGCAGGAAGACAGAGUGACGGUGACGGUGAAGCACGCGGACGACGACCCGCUCGGGAACAUUCCGUACGUCCUGGACGUUCCACUGUUCGGCAAGGUGGUGCCGGAGGAGAGCAGAGGGCAGGUGCUCGCGACGAAGCUGGAGAUCAAGAUGAAGAAGGCGGAGGCCAUCACUUGGGACGAUUUGGGCGCGGAGGCGCGAAGGAACGCGGAGGCGACGCGGCCGAAUAACGUCAGCGACGAGGGGAUGCAGCGGCCGUCGUACCCGUCGUCGAAGGCGGCGAACUUGAAGAAGCAGACGGACUGGGAUAAGCUCGAGUCUGACCUCAAGAAGGAGGAAAAAGAGGAGGAUCUCGAGGGGGACGCCGCGUUGAACCGGAUGUUCAAGGGCAUCUACGAAAACGCGGACGAAGACACGCGGCGGGCGAUGAACAAGAGUUUUCAAGAGAGCAACGGCACGGUGUUGUCCACGAGCUGGAAGGACAUCGGGAAGGAGAGGACGGAGUGCAAGCCGCCGGACUGCAUGGUCGAGAAGAAGUACGAGUCUUGA